UUUGGAGACGCACGACCUUCACCUUCGGUUCGCAAUGGCUGGGCAAAGUGGAUCGUUUUUUAAUGAUGUUCAGAUGGCACCUCCGAUUGAGGUGUUUGCACUUAUAGAUAGAUUUAAGAAAGAUGAACAUCCGAAGAAAGUUAAUUUGAGUGUAGGAGCUUACAGAACAGAAGAGGGUAAGCCAUGGGUUCUUCCAGUGGUGAAAGUUGCAGAGGUUGCCAUGGUUAGUGAUCCAACAUUGAAUCAUGAGUACCUUCCUGUAGCUGGGCUUGAAGAUUUCCGUGAUGCAUCCUGCAAGUUGUUGCUAGGCGCUGAUAGUCCAGCAAUAGUAGAAAAUAGGACACAAGGUGUGCAGUGCUUGGGAGGAACAGGUGCCAUCAGACUAGCAGCCGAGUUCCUAAAGAGAGUGUUGAAGUUUGACACAGUGUUUGUCUCGAAGCCUACAUGGGGUAACCACAAAGGAGUAUUUAAGGCAGCUGGAUUUAGCUCGAUCAAAGAAUAUCGCUACUGGAAUGAUGCAAACAAAAACUUGGACCUUGAAGGAAUGCUGCAAGAUCUCAAGAAUGCCCCAGAAAAGUCUGCUGUGAUUCUGCAUGCUUGUGCUCACAAUCCAACAGGUGUAGAUCCAACAAGAGAGCAGUGGAAACUUAUAGCCGAUGUCCUUGAGGCUAAAAAAAUAUUUGUUCUCAUUGACUGUGCUUAUCAAGGUUUUGCAAGUGGAAAUAUAGAUAAUGAUGCUUUUGCUCCAAGAUAUUUUGCUGAAAGAGGAUUUGAAUUUUUCACAGCUCAGUCUUUCUCCAAGAACUUUGGUUUAUAUAAUGAGCGUACAGGAAAUUUGUGUGUUGUGAACCGCAGUCCAGAGAUGAAAGCGCAGGUGAAAUCCCAGUUGGAGAUCAUUGUGCGAACCAUGUGGUCCAACCCACCUAACCAUGGAGCUCGGAUUGUAGCAUCUGUCCUCAACAACAACUCGCAGUUUAACGAUUGGAAAGAAAAUGUGAAAACUAUGGCUAACCGAAUUCUAAACAACAGAAAGCUUCUCUACGACAAACUGCGAGCAAAGGGCACACCAGGAACAUGGGAUCAUAUCAUUAACCAAAUUGGAAUGUUCAGUUUCACUGGCCUUGGACCGCGCCAAGUCACUCACCUGAUCGACAAUUACCACAUUUACUUGAUGAAGGAAGGCGGACGCAUCAACAUGUGUGCCAUCACCUCCAAAAAUGUGGAUUAUGUUGUCGAGGCCAUCCACGAUGCUAUAACAACAGUACCUAAAACAUAAUAACAGAAAUUAGGUGUUGAUAGUCUGUGAACAAGAGUUGUACUUUCCUUGUGAACAAGAGUUGUACUUUCCUUGUGAACGCAAGUUGUACUUUUCUUGUGAACAAGAGUUGUACUUUCCUUGUGAACAAGAGUUGUACUUACCUUUCUCACCCACUGAACUGUAAGCAGAAUCCUGUUUUGGUGUGUUAGGUUUGCACACCUCAUUAGAUGAGAUUUAUUUCAUAUUUCAUAGACAGUACUGAUAAGCAGGUAUAGCAGAAUUGAUUUGCACCCAAUAAAGAUGACCCAGUUACGAAAUCUGAGGGAACCGGAAGUCAGUUCACGUGAUUUUUACCUAGGUAACCAAUUGUUCGGUUAAGUGAAUUAUAUUUGCGUAACCCGUGGGUUACCUGAUCGGUUACCUCAAAAUUACGUUGAAAUUAUAUUUUAAAU
Messenger RNA from Gigantopelta aegis, 1710 nucleotides. Its product is annotated as aspartate aminotransferase, cytoplasmic-like. Gene Ontology annotation, cellular component: cytosol. The transcript is spliced from 9 exons. The record is from RefSeq and is a predicted model, not a curated record. Lineage: Eukaryota; Metazoa; Mollusca; Gastropoda; Neomphalida; Peltospiridae. Gene Ontology annotation, molecular function: L-aspartate:2-oxoglutarate transaminase activity; pyridoxal phosphate binding. Gene Ontology annotation, biological process: L-aspartate biosynthetic process. The coding region runs from base 35 to 1276 and encodes 413 amino acids.